Chelonia mydas (Green sea turtle) is the source of this 7014-nucleotide messenger RNA. It is a transcript of the gene CALML4, whose product is annotated as calmodulin like 4. Bases 283 to 744 code for a protein of 153 amino acids. The record is from RefSeq and is a predicted model, not a curated record. Gene Ontology annotation, molecular function: calcium ion binding. The transcript has 5 exons. NCBI's taxonomy places the organism in Eukaryota, Metazoa, Chordata, Testudines, Cheloniidae. Gene Ontology annotation, cellular component: myosin II complex.
CAAGAAUUCUGAAAUUGUAAGCUUGUGGCAGGAGCAAUCUUUUGAUUAGAACAGAGUGUGUGUGCCUAUCUGAUUAACAGCUGUUGCUGGUAGUUGGAAUCCAACCCCCAGCAUGGAUCAGGUCUUGUAUCCAUGGCAGCAGGGUAUUUAUUACAGUUCCUACCACUCUCCACCCAGGAUUGGCGGACUUUAGCCCUUAAUCAUAUCGAAAAGUAGGAGAACACAGGGACUGACUCUCUGACCAGCUGAAAUAAAACAAAGGGGGGGGAGAUUCCUUAACAAAUGGCAAAAUUUCUGUCCCAGGAUCAAAUUAAUGAAUUCAAGGAAUGCUUUUCUCUAUACGAUAAGAAACAAAAAGGCAAGAUAAAUGCCAGUGACCUGAUCACAGUGAUGCGGUGCUUGGGAACCAGCCCAACUCUGGGAGAGGUAGAGAGACAUCUUCAAGGACAUAAAAUUGACAGAAAGGCAGAACUGGAUUUUUCCACUUUCCUGACCAUCAUGUACAGGCAAAGGCAGCAGGAAGAGCCUGAGAAGGAAAUCCUGGCAGCCCUGGCAAUGACAGACAAGCAGAAGAAGGGUUUCAUCACCGCUUCUGAGCUGAGAGCUAAACUCACCAGGCUCGGAGAAAAGCUCUCAGAGGACGAAGUGGAUGACCUUCUAAGAGAAGCUAACAUUGCACCAAAUGGGAUCGUGAAAUAUGAAGAAUUCAUCCACACCAUCACCCUUCCUCUUGCAGACUACUGAAUUUCAGAAUGACGAGACUGCAUCGGUAGGGAAAUAGGCAAGCUUUUCCAGCUUACAUUUUCCUGGAUCACUUUUGGGCUCACUGGAAUCAGCACUGCUUGCCUUUAAGGAACAAUGUUUUGCCUUAUUAGAUGGAAGUAUUUAUGUUUGAACAGGUUUUUCCCAUUGCAAGGCCCGGCCACACCUUCCUUGUCAGUUGGAAUGGAGUGUUCAUGUCAAACACUGGAUGUAUUAUUUUAAAUGAAUUGAAUGCCAUGUUAUAUUGCAUAAAGCUUAUCAUGCUUACAAACCCACUCAUUAGUAAUUAGCAUUUUAAAAACACGUUAUACUUUAAUGGGUACAGUUUUUCAGAGUAAAAUCAGCUACCUACCUUAAUGUCACAGGGAGAUGGUUGUUCUUGAGUGUAAAAGGAAGAAAGAACAGCUAUUUGGCCUGACUCUGUGAGCCUGUGGUAGCCAACUAUUCCCUGUGUAUAAGGUAUCCUAGGGUGCUUGACUAUGCUACCCAUAAAACUUGGCAAGUUUGGAACGACCGUGCAUAUCGCUCGCACCACUGCCUGGAUACACACAACCCACUGAUCAAUCGUCUUGCCGUUAUGGAGAAGCCGAGCCAACACGCCAGUGGGAAGGGGAGCUCAGGACCCUGUUGGCUAUCUGGAUGAGGACAAAAAGAAAAGGAGUACUUGUGGCACCUUAGAGACUAACCAAUUUAUUUGAGCAUAAGCUUUCGUGAGCUACAGCUCACUUCAUCGGAUGCAUACCAAUGAGGACAGUGGUCAGGCAGAUGUGAGUUCUUCCAAACAGAAUCACAACAACAGUGGUUACCGGGCUUACAGUGAACUGCGAGAAACAGGAGCCUUCCUAUUACUCUGCAAGCGUGAUAAGAGGUUCCCUGUGCAGCAUAACUUUACUCAUCCAGACUCUUGGGGAGUGGAGGACAAAGAGGAGCAAGAUCUCCAUACUAUCAUGCUUAUGACCUUUUAUUAAUCAGGAAGCUACAUCAACUUGCAACACCAUAGGAAAUCUCCAUGAAGUUGGUCCAAUAAACAAUAUUACGUCACCCACAUUGUCUCUCUGUGAAGUUAGACACUCACAGCGACUCCUGAGGGCUUUGCAUAAGAAAUCUCAAUCCUAUGCAGAAAAGAGAGCCGUAGUCCUUGACCGAGACACUGUGGGAGAGCUGCCCAGAACAUACUCCUAAAGACACUUCAGCAGUGUGGACACAACAAUACAGUUGUGAUGGCAGAACCAUGUAGCCUGGUCAGGGCUGUAAACUAGGGUGAUCAAACCCAUUCAGUGGAAUGUGCUGAAUUUCAGCUUUAAGUAUGGUCCCUUGACCUGGGUAUAAAUUUAGAACUACAUAAACGCCUUGGUCCCCAGCAGAUGUCAAUGGGAGGUUGGCACAGACUAUGGUCUUUAUCUAGUAACUGAACUUGUAAUGCUAUCUCUUCAGUACAUUAGUAAGAUACUAUACUCCCUGCUAGGAUCACUGCUGUAUCUGUCCAUUGGUGUUCUUCCUCCCCACUCCUCCUUUCUUCCCUGCAGCAACUCUGCAAUUCCCAUCCUCCUCUCAUUCCCUUUAUCAGAUAAUCAGCAACAAAGUAGUUAAUGUAGAUACAUUAGGGAAUUAACUCUAAAGCCUAAGAUGGGGUGGGGGAGAUGUCAUUGUUUCAGACUGCAUGCAAACUCAGGAAAACUCAGUAUAUUGAUUUCUGCUGUUCACAUUUGAGAAGUUCUUUCUUCAGCUAUUAAUGCCAGAAACUUUCAUUUUCAAAAAGUAAACACAGAUUCUGCAGAACAUGAAUAUUCCAUGCAGGCCAUCUAAACAUGUCAAAUGGGCUGGAUCCAUGUUUGACUUAGCUAGAACAUUUCAGUUCAUGAAAAAUUAAAGAGUGCCCACAAUGUUUAGGCCCUCUACAUACAACUUUUACCCCGGGUUUUAUUAACAGAAACCUUGUUUGUGCAUCCCCACCUGCCGUGCUAACCACAUCUGUAUCAAUAUGUUCUAGAAGCUCUCUCUUAAAGAUUCUCCAUGACACAGAACGUCCAGAGGACAUGGACAGUGGCAUCAGGGGCCAGGCACGCUGGGUUAUAUUACUACAGAGCUGGGAUGAAGGCCAAACCAAUUAUGUGAACAUGGUUAUUGGGUCCUGCUCAUGUUGCAAAACAAUAUGUUGAAGAGGUUACUGGGUGACAACUCUGUGAGAGUCUAGGCCUCAAGCAGGGGCAAGACACAGAGCCAGCCAACCAUGGUUACUAAUUAUGACCGCAAGAUGACAACUGAUGACAAGCAGGCACAUCCCUAAGUCUGCACAUAGCCUCAUUAAAGGCAGUAGGGAUCCAUUCACAGAGUCAGCUGUGGGCUCAGGACUCUAGUUUUACUCAUAUUUCAUGUGUGGCCACAGUGUUUAGUGCCAACCGCGUCAGUAACUGACCACAAAAACUUGGUUAAAAGUUGUCCUGUGGACAGGCCUGUUGGGUCUUUCAAACAGUAAGGUGGGCCCCAACGCUCUUGGAGGUAGGCAUUUUUUCCCUAUUUUAAAUAUGGAAAACUGAGACACAAAAGGGUGAAGUGACUUGCCCAAAGUCUUGCAAGAGAUGGGAGUGGAUCCAAAAAAUCUGUCAUUCACCCCAGUGCCAUCCCUUGUGCAUUUCCCGCUUUCAUUUACUCACGAAGACUUGAGUUGCAGAUUUUGCAGUUCCCAUGCCAUAAUCAGCCAUCAUGAGGUAACACCAUAAUGAACUCAAAUCCUUGCUUACAAAAUACUUGAGAGGUGGUUUUAUUUUUUAAGUCUUUUAAACAGCAAAGGGCUGUGUGUUGAGGGGACACUAUCCCUUGCCAGGCAUAAAUCUGAUCAACCUACCCUGUCACAUAUCUGUCUACAAUGUCCACUCAAUUUAUCAUCUUUGAGCUUUCCACCGUCCACGAAGAAUACUCCAUGGACUUGUAAAAAUUAGACAAAAUCUUACCAGCAGCUUAACACUUAAGCACCCCUCCAAUAACAAAGAGGGAGGUCCUGAAGAUAGAGGGGGAGAACUCCAGUAAGGAAAUAGUUCUUGCUUUUAAAAUGUCCAAAUUAUGCCUUUUCUCCCCUACCAUUAAGUUCUACAAAUAUCUUGACAUUACAAGUGAGGACAGUCUACUUAUUACAUUCACUGGUCCCUUUUGAGGAGUGUGCCAGUAGCUUGUUCAGAGCAGUGAAAUAGGUUUUCUCAUUUGUAUUAGCUGUCAACUACCAAUGGCUCAAGAUAGCCAUUUGACAAUCUCUCCCAUUGUUCAGCACAUUUGACAACUGAAACAAAUGCUUUCGGGCAGAAUGGAUAUAAAAGGUGUUGAUGAGGCAUGGACAUUGCUCAGAGCAAACACAGUGUAUUAAUCUAGAGUGUGUUGUAACAGCCUGUUUCUACCAGCCAGGUAUAAACACUUCCGAAGUGAAAACUAGACAAGAAUGGGGACAGUGCGUUUUAUAUACUCUCACACAAACAAGACACCGAUAGAACUGGAGGAGACUGGUGCGCUGAAUGCUCUACUUAAAUUCAGAUACAAAAUGACAUAUCCCAUGCUAUGAAACAUCAUUUAGCAAUGAAGCAUGCCUGUGCGAAUUACAUUCCUGUGAGUUUCCCACUCCACAGGGAGAAUCCAGCAUUACUUAAUUUAGAGAAGACAAUAUAACUGAUUUUUUUUUUAUUACAUCUAAAGAUUUCUACAUAAACAGGUAACAUUCAAUAGGUAAACAAUUUUUUCCAAUGCAUGUAAUAAAUAUUUUCACUUGGUACUUUUAUACAAACUGACAUUGGUCUACUAUACAUUUUUAAAAGCCAUUUUACUGGUUUGGCAUGCUGUAUGGAAACGAAGAGAAAUUUUAAGGCAAUGAAUCACAGAUUUAAAUUCAUGGAAUUAAUGGUAACUUGUUAAUAUCCUGCUUAUAUACAUUUCCCCUUUGUUAAUUAAAACAACUAACAGCAGCGCUUUCUGGGACCACCAGCUAUUCUCCCUUGUUAGAAAUCUAAGCUCUGUUUAAAACGAAAAGAAAAACAAACACAUUGAUCAAACAAAAUCCUUUCUGAAUACAUGUUAAAAUGUGCUUUACAACCCUGAAAUGUCAAUGCAGUGAAGGAUUUUCUGUGAUAUGCUCUCCCCGCAGUUCUUCGCUUUAAAUGAGAAGGCAGCUCCAAGCCAGUUCAAUAAAAAUCUACAAGCCAUCCCACCCCUGAGAGGGUUCUUGAAUCCUUGCCCUGAAGGGUAACGAACAGGUGUAGAAUUGCUACAAUGCCUAUAUGAAUGAAAGCACUAGGAAAUAUUUUAAACGCUCAGUAUGUUAAAUUUUAGCACAGUUCAGAUUUUGUUUUGUGUGGUUUUGUUUUUUAAAAGAAUGCAUCCAAUAAUGCCCACAAGUGAUUCAAAACCACUUCAGCCCUGCUACUGAAAAAACAGCUAUUUACUCAGAUCUGUGUGUAUAGACACAUACACACAUGCAGUAAUAUACAUAACAGACAGACACGCACGCCCCCGCCCCCUUUUAGUGGAAGAAUUUGAGGACAAAGGAAACAAUUGGUACCCCACAGCUACGGGUUACACAGAUUCAGUAAUGUACAGUCAGGUUAGCAGUACUGCAAACCAGCCAAAAGCAGGAGUUACUUUACGGCAUCUUUAAUAAAUAUGCAACGAGUGAUUUUUUUUUUUUUAAACUAAAUCAUAAGGAAUUCCUGGAGAAUUCAGACAGACUUCUGCUCAGUAAUGUUAACUGUAGUCAGAUACAAAGUUCCGGCAAGUUAUCAAUCUUACAAAACCUCAGAGAAUGAAACAAAUAGCCACAAAACAUACAGAAUGAAUACCACAUAAGAGAAUCAAAGAGCAUUUGCUGUCCUAUGUGAAACAAUGAGAUUAAAACAUGAAGCUGAACUGAAAAGCCUUUCUGCUCUUAUUUACUGGUUUGGGGGAUCAUCGGCUGACCUUGGCUUUUGGAAGGUAAGCUAAGGAUGAAAGAUUCCCAACUCUUUUACAAUAUAUUCGCCACAUUCAGUUCUCUAGGGUUGCCAAGGUUUUAAUCAAAUUUUUAAUUUUGUUUUUAAAAACAGGUUUUCAGCUCACCUUUAACACAGCAGAAUCAGUAUGAACACUGCCACCACUCAGAUGUAAAAUAGUCAUGAACUCCCCAGAAUUUCAUUCUUUAAUUUUCAUUUUAUUAGGUUUUAUAAGGCGGGACCACAUCUGCUCUCAGUUACACCGGUGCGAGUCUGGAGGAAUCAGUCACUUCAGAUUUAUACUAGGUAUUACAGUGAAGCAUCUGCUCUUUAAUUACCAAUUUAAUAACCCAAUGGAUUUGCUAGACUAAAAUUUAUAAACUAGUUAUAUUCCUAAUGAAGGUUUAAAAACCUCCAUCUCAGACUGAAUUUAAAAAUGAAGUAUUUCCUGUUUUCUCCUUCUAUUUAUUUAUUUGAAACGGACAUUUAAUAAAUUAUAAAAGAGGUGUAAGGUGAAAUAUAUCUAGAUCAGCCAGAUAUGUAUGGAAUACACAUGCAUGGGAAAAACUAUUUAACUCACUUUUAACUCACACACACUGAUCUAUAAAUACAUAUAUACACACACAUUUACAUAUAAACACAAACAGUUUGUUUUCAAAAUUCAAGUCAACUAUUCAGUGGCAGAGGGAUGCUGUAAAAACUCUAAAAACAAUUUUGAUGCCACAUAUUCAUGUGAACCUGUCAAUUUACCAUUCAACUGAUCUUACAGCAAUGCCUAAUUCUACUUGGAUUAAAGUAAGUAAUUUUUUUUUUUAAAUCAAUGCAAAGUUUAAAGAGACAACUUUAUAUGCAAAAGGUGGCCCUUGUCAAUGCUUGAACUAGCUGAUAUCAACUGUUUGGGACAUAAAAAUUCAGACAAGAAUCUGCUAAUUGUGGUAUUCCUUCCUAUCCUUCCUGAUAAGCUUGUUACCUGCACUUUCAACUAGCUAAAAAAAUAUUUUUCACACCAGAGGACAUAUUCACUCUCUCUGGUGAGGACUUUGGGACACAAUAGAAUCACCUCCCUCCUCCAUCCCCCAACUCUUAUUUUAAAGAAUCUCCUGAAAAACUGCUUUCCAUCUAUUUACAUGUUUCUCUAUUUAAUAAGAAUGGAUCAGUCCAAACGAUCCAUCAGUUCUAAAAAAGACUUUCCUAUGUCAUGCAUUCUUUAAAAAAAAAAAAAAAAAAAAAAAAAUGUAAUAGGAAUGGGAGAACACGUAUGGCUCACACAGUUCAAUAAAAGCAUACUUAAAAACAGGGAAUCACU